Molecule: messenger RNA, 983 nt
Organism: Linum tenue
Lineage: Eukaryota; Viridiplantae; Streptophyta; Magnoliopsida; Malpighiales; Linaceae
Source: the annotation of a GenBank genome assembly
UCAUCACAGGUCAAAAGAAAAAGAGGUACAACUAGGUGCAAGGAGAUUUGGGCUUUAUCGAAGGGAGAAAAGGUUCAUGUUCGGAUCAAUAGAUAUGGCCAACCAGUUGGUAGCAAAGCUAAGAAAUUGGGCUACUUUUUGGGUACUUUAGCCAGAAACGGAGCCUAUGCACCUCUCAGAUAUGCCGAUUGGAGGAACAUGCCCGCUCAUUACAAAACUGAAAUGUGGGAUUUAGUACAGGAAAAAUUUGACAUUGAUCCAUUAGUGGAACCAUGGAUAAUGAGUUCCUUGGACAGCAAGUGGAGGAAUUUCAAGAAUAAAGUAAAAAAUAGGUGGUUCGGGAAGAAAGAACGUGAUGGAAGAGUACUCAAUGAUGAUUGGACAUGGCUCUUGGAAUUUUGGAGUAGUAACAAAGCUGUGAGAAGGGAAAUUGUGGCUAAGGAAAACAGGAGCAAAGUGAAAUCAGCACACACUUUGGGUACGAAAAGUUAUGCUUGCAAGAGAGACGAAAUGGCAGAGUCUACACCUGAUAAGGUAGAGCCAACUCCAGCUCAGGUUUAUGUUGUUGCUCAUGUGCGUAAGAACGGGACUCCAUUGAAUGCUCAAGUGGCCCAAGUUAUUGUCACACCAAAUGAUAUUCUCAAUACUUAUCUGCCUCAUCAUCAAGGCUUAUCUUCUAAAACAGGCACAACAGUUGCGAGAAACAACUCUUCACAAAUGGUACAAAAUAGGACAUUCUCAUUUUUGGAUUAUGCAUUGAAUUCUUCUCAAAAUGUUGAUUCCUCUAGUCAACAAAGAACUGAGCAAGUUUCUUCAGCUGCUGCAAUUGGUCACGAGUCUCAGGUCACAUCAACAUCAAGAAAUGGUCAAACAGUUUGAAGACUUUAGAACAAUUUAGUUAUGGCACGGGAAUUAGUUUUAAUAAGAGCAUUAGUCUUUUGAAAGUUAUUUUUGGUUGCUAGAAUGACUUUACAGUACUAGCA